AUGGAAGUGACCGAUCAUUCUAAGCAAAGCAACCUGGAUCCUGAUGCCAUAGCAGUAAAAGAAAAACAAGAAUGGGUCAAGCAGAUUCGGCUGAAGUUUUGCAUUCGUCCAGAGUUUGAGAUUACCAAAAAAAUGAUCUUUGCAGACGGCACCCUUAAUCAAGACUAUUUUCGCCCUCCCAAGGGGGCCAAACAAGAAGAAGCUCGCAAAUGGACAGACGUUGAAAAGAACCUUCUGAUUGAAGGAAUUGAAAAGUACGGAAUUGGACACUUUGGAGAGAUAUCAAAAGAGCUAUUACCCAAAUGGUCUACCAAUGACUUACGUGUCAAAUGUAUUCGACUGAUCGGACGUCAAAACCUUCAAUUAUAUAAGGAUUGGAAAGGGAACGCAGAAGAUAUAGCUCGUGAAUAUGAAUUCAACAAGCAGGUCGGCUUAAAAUAUGGAGCUUGGAAACAAGGUGUUUUAGUGUAUGAUGACGAUGGGAAUGUAGAAAAAGCAUUAAUAGAAUACCAUACCAAAACAUAG
Molecule: messenger RNA, 525 nt
Organism: Mycotypha africana
Lineage: Eukaryota; Fungi; Mucoromycota; Mucoromycetes; Mucorales; Mycotyphaceae
Exons: 3
Coding region: 1-525 (174 amino acids)
Source: RefSeq, a predicted model, not a curated record